This is a messenger RNA of Candoia aspera, 3480 nucleotides long. RefSeq names its product AGBL carboxypeptidase 3 (gene AGBL3). Gene Ontology annotation, molecular function: zinc ion binding; metallocarboxypeptidase activity. The transcript is spliced from 21 exons. Bases 43 to 3273 code for a protein of 1076 amino acids. Gene Ontology annotation, biological process: proteolysis. NCBI's taxonomy places the organism in Eukaryota, Metazoa, Chordata, Lepidosauria, Squamata, Candoiidae. The record is from RefSeq and is a predicted model, not a curated record.
CAGUCUGUGGAGGAAAAAUAAAGGGCCUGGUUUCAGAAGAUUAUGUCCGAAGAUUCAAAUAAGGACAAGCAGUACAUAGAACACUUAACCAGUGAUAAUUACAAUUCAGAUGAGGAUCCCUUUAUCCCAUAUGUAACAGAAGACCUUGAGCAGGGUACAUUUUUUACAGAUUCUUUGUGUGAUCAACUUUUGCCACGGACCACACAGAUUUUAUUGGAAUAUAACUCUGGAAAAUGGGUGCCACGACUUCGUGAACCACGAGAUUUAUAUGGCCUGUCUCCUAUAGGAGAUCUGCAUUUAGUACGCUGGCCGCAUCAGUAUGAAGUCAUCAGGGAGAAAAUUAAUCAUAUUGAAUGGAUUCCCUCUCACCAGGAGCCUCUGUACAGUCCCACAGGCUUAGAGAUCGAGCCUCCGUGUCCAGAGCCAGGGGAAGGUGCUAUCGUGUAUUUAGCAGAUGAAGCCAAUAAGGAUUCCAGCUUUAGGUAUUCUCGAAUAGGGGGAAGUUUCCCUUCAAAGCAGGUGCUUCCUCAGUCAUGGGGUGACUGGGAUAAUACUUUGAUCUUUGAAGCACGAUUUGAAAGUGGAAAUCUGCAAAAGGUGGUCAAAAUUAAUGAUUUUGAAUACCAGUUGACACUGCGUACUGAUCUCUACACAAAUAAGCACACCCAGUGGUACUACUUCCAGGUUACCAACACCCAAGCAGGAAUGCCUUACCGUUUCACCAUUGUCAACUUCACCAAGCCAACAAGCUUGUACAAUCGUGGUAUGCGUCCAUUAUUAUAUUCAGAAGCAGAAGCAAAGAUCCGCAAGGUGGGGUGGCAAAGGACAGGAGAUCAAAUCAAGUACUACAAAAAUAAUCUCAGCCAUGAUGGGCACCAAUAUUUUUCUUUGACAUGGACUUUCCAGUUUCCACAUGACAGGGAUACGUGCUAUUUUGCCCACUGCUAUCCAUACACUUACAGCAACCUGCAAGACUACUUGUCAGCCAUUGCCAGAGACCCAAGGCGGUCGAAGUUCUGCAAAAUCCGUAUAUUAUGUCAUUCUCUGGCUAGGAAUAUAGUCUAUGUUUUAACUAUUACCAACCCCUUGCAAGAUUUCAGUAAGGAAAAAUGCAAGUCAGCAGUCAUUCUGACAGCAAGGGUGCACCCUGGUGAAACAAACAGUUCCUGGCUGAUGAAGGGCUUUCUGGAUUACCUUCUAGGGGAUUCAGAUAAUGCCCAAUUGCUCCGAGACACUUUUGUUUUUAAGGUGGUGCCCAUGCUGAAUCCAGAUGGUGUGAUUGUGGGCAAUUAUCGCUGCUCUUUAGCCGGCAAGGAUUUGAACCGCAAUUAUAAAUCAGACCUUAAGGAAUCUUUCCCUUCUAUCUGGUAUACCCGCAGCAUGAUCAAAAGAAUAAUGGAAGAGCGAAAUGUUCUUCUAUAUUGUGACCUUCAUGGUCAUAGCAGGAAAGAAAAUGUCUUCAUGUAUGGCUGUGAAAAAAAAGAGCAAGAUGAAAGGGCAUUAUUACUCCAGCGCAUUUUUCCUUUCAUUAUGAGCAAAAAAUGUCCAGAUAAAUUCUCAUUCCAAGAUUGCAGUUUUAAAAUACAGAAAGGCAAAGAAGGAACAGGUCGAGUAGUUAUGUGGAAGAUGGGCAUCAACAACAGCUAUACCUUGGAAGUAACUUUCUGUGGCUCUAAACUAGGCAAUCGAGAUGCUACCCAUUUCAGUACGAAAGAUUUGGAGUCCAUAGGAUACAAUUUCUGUGAUUCAUUAUUGGACUUCUGUAACAAAAAGAAGAGCAAGUACAAUGAAUGGCUGAAGGAAUUGGAGGAACUAGUAAAACAGGAUGAUCCAACUGCCUCUGUCAAUGAUACAGGAGACAGAGGAGAUUCUAGUUCAGAUAGUUCAGACUCUAAUGAGUUUGCUGAUAAACUGGAAACCCAGACAAAAUCAAAGAAAAAGUGUUUGAAAGCAAAGAAGGAAAGGAGUUUUGUUUUGGAAUCAUCAGGAAGAAGAUAUUCUAAACAUUUACAUGAAACAAUGAGAGAAUCCAAAAAACCAGAACACCCUUCUCACAGAGUUUCCAAGAGCCAAGAACAAAUAAUUAAAAAUGCCCAGGUUUUUCAGAAAUUGAAACUGAUGGAGCUUCAAAACAUGGAAAGAGAAAAGUAUGAAACUACCAAGCAGAAUAUAGAGACUUUCUCCAGAACAACCAAUACAAAAAAGUCAAAGACCUUAGCAGGGGUUCAUGAACUGUUUAAAGCAACUAGCUCCAUUUUAAAAGGUAAACCAGAUCAAAUGGCUUUCCCCUCUAAAAAAGAUUCUGUGCCAAAAGUGCCAAGUAAAUAUACAGUUCAGUAUCUGAAUCAUUAUUUUCCUGAGCAAGGAUCAAAUGCUGGAUGGGACCUAACCCAGCCUUUUAAGCACAUAAUUUCCCAGAGACUUUUCCUACCUCCUACUGUUGUUAACCAAAUGUGUAAUACACCAAGAAGAAAUGGUGCACUUAUUGGUUGUCGACUUCCUAGAGUGGAAAAUAUGAAGAGGGAAGCAAGCAUCCAUCAAAAAACAUCGCUCAUCCAACUGGAUAGUCACCCUAGCUCUUUAUCUCUGUCUCAGGCAACCGCUGAAAAUCAUCCUGGAAGGGGCUAUGUCACACUACAGUUAGAAGAAAAAGAACUACAAAAUAUUGCCCUAGCUCAAGAAAUCCAUUUUAAUGUUCCAUAUAACAAAACUGCAGCCUGGAGAUUAGAAAAGUAUCAAGCUGGAAAGGCCAAUAGCUGCAGGGAGAAGGCAUCUCCAGAGAUCAAAGGUUUCCCUGACACUCAAAAAAGCAGUUUAGUUGGAAGGGAGAAUAAAGUAAAGGAAUUGUCUUCAGCAAGGAAUGCUAAAACUAACAGAAAUGGUGGAGGGAACGGUGAAGAAGGUCUUAAACUGAACAGGUCUCCAGUUACACAAGAUUUGCUACAACUCUCCCUUCCUUUGAUGUCUGAGGGAAUAUACAGACAAGCCACUGAAAAAUAUUCGAGAAGUGAACGGCAUCUAAAAUUCUUAGGCCAACACCGACCACGCCUGGCUACCUUACUGACUACAAAAGGGCCCAACAAAACAAUUUUAUUGAAACAUUCUGAAGAUGAUGAAGCAUCCAGUCCUCUACUACAAAGCAGGCCAAAAUUGCCAACAAGAAACUUGCUGUGCCAGAGUGAAAGCAAAUUUUUUUCUAGGAGACAUAAAAGUGACCGACCUUCCGUGCAAGACCUUCCAAAUACAACUGAGAGGAUUUCUUUUCAUGCAUAGGACAAAAUGCAGUUUCUUUUGUGUCAUUUUGUAAGCCACAAAAGACAGUAGUGAUGUCAUCAGAGGGUAUCGCUUUAGCUCUUUGGACAUUGUACUGGGAAGACAUUACAUGCCGAGCAGUUGCACUUUCACAGGAUUGGACUAUUGGAUACAAAUAAACUAGAACAUCUUGUGGGGGGCUGCUGUGACCAAUAUAAACAAAACUAA